AGACAAAGGUUAAUCAAGGGCAAAGAAAAGAAGUUAAAGAAAGGAAAAGACAGAAACGAAAAUAUCAAAGAGAAGAGAAUAGAGAGGAUCGAGGUAUAUGUUAUGAGAAUACACUGUAACACAUAUGAAUACUGGCGACAUCAAAAGAGAAAAAUAUAUGCUUGGUGAAUAACGGAUUAUUUCCUAUAUUUUUUAUAACCAAUUGUAAUGAUAGCAGGUGGCUGAUUGAUAAGAAUACCUAGAAAAAUUAUAUUAAUUUUUAGAAUAACCGACGAUAAAAAACGUGUUGACUAUCAAACGAUGACUAAUUUAAUAGGACAUCGACAACAUGAACAUGGCUUAUGUGAUAAAUUUCCUACGAUAUUAUUCUAUGCUCGUGAAAUGCAAAAAUUAGCUGAAGAAGUUAAAUCAUGUAGUAAAGAACAUGCUAUUGAAUUAGGUGAAAUUGAUUGGAAAGCUUUUGCUGAUAAUUGGCCAAAUAUUUUUAUUCGUAAUUCUGAACGAAUUCGUCAUAGUCAUGUUUUAUUCUUAGCUUCAUUUCAUAAUCCACAAACAAUAUUCGAACAAAUUUCAUUACUUUAUCAUUUACCAAAAUAUCUUUGUCGAUCAUUGAAAAUUUUUUUACCUUAUUUUCCAACAGGUACAAUGGAACGUAUUCAAAUUCAAGGUGAAAUUGCAACAGCAUAUUCACUUGCACAAAUGCUUUCAUCAGUACCAUUAACACGUACAGGUCCAUGUGAAAUUGUUAUAUUUGAUAUUCAUGCAUUACAAAAUCAAUUUUAUUUUUCAUCAAAUAUUAUUGUUCGUCUUGAAUCGACAGUUGAAUUAUUAUUGGAUGAAUUAAAAAAACGAGAAAAUCAAAAUGAAAAAUAUGAUAUUGCAUUUCCAGAUGAUGGAGCUCAUAAAAGAUUUGCUCAUAUGUUUGAUGAAACUAAAUAUCCAAUAGUAAUUUGUAAUAAAGUUCGUGACGGUGAUAAACGUAUGAUAACUAUACAAGAAGGUAAUCCAAAAGGUCAUCAUUGUAUAAUUAUUGAUGAUUUAGUACAAUCGGGUAGUACACUUAUUGAAUGUGCACAAGCACUUUUAGAAAAAGGUGCUGUUAAUAUAUCAGCUUUUGUUGGUCAUGGAAUAUUUCCUAAUGAAAGUUGGAAAAAAUUUGUUCAUUCAAAUAAUCCAAAAGUUCGUUUCGAUACAUUUUAUGUUACAAAUACUUAUCCAAAUACACAAGUAUUGAUUGAUAAACCUCCAUUUAAAGUACUUUCUAUAGGUCAACUUUUAUGUAAUAUUUGUUUUAAUUGA
This is a messenger RNA of Rotaria sp. Silwood2, 1299 nucleotides long. Lineage: Eukaryota; Metazoa; Rotifera; Eurotatoria; Philodinida; Philodinidae. The record is from the annotation of a GenBank genome assembly.